CCUGCUGGACCACCGAGCACUCACACCACUCCAUCUCAACGGUCGCGGAACCAUUUGUCCAAGAAAUGUUCCCACCCGGCUGUAAAUAUUGUGACACAAAGUGUUUCCUCCAUGCUUGUUUUUACGUUACAAGAAGUGUGAUUAUAUUAUCGAUGAUUUUUUUUAGCGAGUCUUUGAUUAACAUUAAUGUUUAAAUAAUUUAUAAUAUCGUCAAAGUGUGUAAGAGCGGUUUUUUUUUUCAAAAUGGCGACGGACGUGUUGAAGUAAUCUACAAAGUUUGAGUUGUUUUUCCUGAAUUUGUGGAAAAUUCUGGAACGCAGUUAGGUUGAAUCUGCUGAGCCGUCAUGGAGGGUUUGGAGGAGAAGCUCAAAGGUCUGUCCAUCGCUCGCCGGUCUCGCCCAGAUGAACCCACCUACCUGCUGGACGUCGCCCUGCAGCCGGCCGGCCUGCUCGCUGUGUCCUGCUCCAACUUCACCAUCCACCUCCACAACAAGGACACUCUGAGCCCGGUGGGGGAGUAUCGAGGCCACAGCGGGCCGCUCUGUGGGGUCGUUUUCUCCCACACCUCCCCUGACAUCCUGUACUCCGGCUCCGCUGAUGGGACGGUACGAGGCUGGGACGUCCGCCGCCCAGGAACAGAUGCAGUCCAGGUGUUUAAAAGCAACCCCUCACACAGGUACAGCAGCUUCGACCUGAGCUGCAGCGACACGCUGCUGUGUGGCGGCACCGAGCAGCUGAACGAUGAAGACAGCUUCCUGGUGUUCUGGGACGUCAGGAAACCAGGCGGCGGCCUCCUCGGUGUCUAUUCUGAGUCGCACAGUGAUGACAUCACACAGGUGACCUUCCACCCUCGAGAUAAAGACCGUCUGGCGUCCGGCUCCACAGAUGGUCUUGUUAAUGUGUUUGACCUGAGCCGGGGGGCGGAGGAGGAGGCGCUGCUCUCCACCUGUAACAGCGACUCGUCUGCUGGUUCCGUCUGUUGGUCCGGAGCGAACUACACCCAGCUGCUGUGCCUCAGCCACGACGAGGGGCUCCACCUGUGGGAUCUGUCUCAGCUGGACACAGACGAGCCUCUCACCAUCUUCAGCACCUCUGACGCCCGCAGCCUCACUCUGACACCUGACGGAGGAGGCGUGGAUUACCUGGUGGGAGGGAGGUGGCUGGAGGAGGCCCAGAAGCUGCUGGUGGUCGGAGGGAAGAACAGCGGGGAGCUCCACCUGAUGGAGUGUGACGACGGGGGGCUGCGUCUGCUGAGGAGCCUCGAGGGUGGCCACGCUUCCACGGUGCGCUGCUUCCUGUGGGACGCAGCGGAGGAGGCGCUGGUCACCGCGGGAGAGGAUGCUCAGCUGUUGCUAUGGAAGCCAGGAGGGGAGGAGGCGCUCGCGUCGGGUAAAAGGGAGUCGAUGAAGAGCGACUCGGCUUUGAAACUGAAAUCAAGGCCGCAUAAAAAACACGGCUACCAGAGAGAGAAGAAGAGUGAAAACAUCAGCUCCAAGCAGUGAAUCACACCGACUCCUUUUAUUCAAACUCAACAAAAUCCUUGAAUCUGAAAAACUCUUUGAUCCCGCUGAAGGUUUGGUCACGUUACAUGUCUGACUCUGAGUAUUUGCUCAGUUUCGGUGUCUUUCAUGUGUCGGUUCAAUCAGCACCUGAACACCUGCAGGUCAAAGUUCAUCCUUGUUCACCUUCGACCAGACAGAUGUGCUCAGUCAGCCAGUGGAAACACCGAGUGUGGAAAUGGGAAACAGAAUUAUUAAACUGGCAUGUUUUAUCUCUGUAUUUUGUACAUUAUCACCAAAGUGUCGCACUCGCACACCAUCUACAGUCUGUGAUGCAAAUUAUUUAGGUCAGUGGUUCUCAAAGUGAGGUCCGGGUCCUCCCAUGGGUCCCUGAGUUGGUUUUCAGGGCUUUAGAAAAAAAAGAUUAAAAGAAUUAAAUACUUAAGAAACACAAUAACAUAAGAUGUGACUAUUUUGGAGAUAGGUUUCAUACAUAUUUCUGUAUCUAAAAGCAAAGUUCUUGUCAAGUGAGGGACCGUGAGACAAAAUCUUUUUGAAUCUGUGGAAUACUUUGUGUCACAUUAGUUUGAGAACCACUGUUGGAAAAGUGACUAAGUUUAUAGAUACUCAGACUCUCAGUAUGCAGAUCAUAUCCCUCUGAAUUUUAUGUGAGCUGCUGAUUGAAUUUUUUGCUUUAAAAGCAACAGAAGAAAAAUAAAUACUAGAUAGACUCAGAUAUCAAUAUAUUGGCUGAUGUUCUUAUAGAUUUUACACAGAAUAUGAACACAAACACACAUUUUUCGACUGAUCCCUCAAAUAUGGCUAAUAUAUUAAUAACAGUUGUGGUAAAGAUUUGUAUGUUUGUAUGUGUUUAAUUAUUAAUUAACUCAAGCAUGUGUUUCUGCAUUUUGUUCUGAACAAAGAAAACAUCUGCAGAUACGUAUAAACAGAAACAUCUAUAACAACGGUAUAUUCUCCACAAGGUUUCUUUUAUAUUUCCAUUUUUAAAUUAAGGUUUUAAUCACUUUGUCAGAGUUAUUGUGACGUCUUACUCCUUUUACAUGAUGCUGAUUUCUUCUCUAAAACUUCUGGACGACUUUUGUUCCUGCACCACAUCCUGAAAGUCACCGGAGCCGCCCGGCACAGCUGGAUCCCACCGAGAGCAGCUUUCACCCUCAAAUGGAAACGACUGGAAUAACAUGAUUGGCAGUGUGUGUGCAAAAAUCUCCUUCACAUUAAAGACAUUAAAAGAUUUCCAGUGACCUCUGCGUGAGGUUUUAAUUUAUUGAAGCCGACUCCGUGUUGUAAUGAAACAAAAGAUGUAUUUACAUGUUGAUGAGUCAUUAAAUUAUUAAAUCUA
Messenger RNA from Acanthopagrus latus (yellowfin seabream), 2859 nucleotides. RefSeq names its product WD repeat domain 89 (gene wdr89). The record is from RefSeq and is a predicted model, not a curated record. The transcript has 2 exons. NCBI's taxonomy places the organism in Eukaryota, Metazoa, Chordata, Actinopteri, Spariformes, Sparidae. Gene Ontology annotation, molecular function: protein binding. The coding region runs from base 345 to 1502 and encodes 385 amino acids.